UUUAAAUACUCGCCUGCACUCCACAUUUCCACCUCUCUCCCAUUAUUUCAUUUUUAUUUCUUCACACAAUAUAUAUUCAUUAUUAAAGAAUUGAAUUCCUGUUUUUGAUGUGUUCAUGUAAUGCAACCUCAAGAGCAGUUGAACUACUCUGGAAAUUUAUUUUCCGAACAUCUCAUUACUAAGACUUCCGACAGAAGCGAUCAGCUCUCCCAAUGGGUCGAACACGUCACCAAGCAGCUUAUAGAAGACCUUCCCGAAACCGAUCACGACCUCACGCCGACCUACGACGACGGCGGCGCCACCGUCGCCGCUCUCCUAGGCGAGCUCAGCCCUAUUAGAAAGGCCGCCAGGAAGAGCUCCGACGACAGCCCGGGCUCCACUCUCCCGACCAAAGUGCCGGCGGAUGAGGUGGCGAUGAGCCUGCUGACGCUGCUGUUCGAGUGCGCCGUGGCGAUCUCGCUGGACAACCUCGGCGAGGCCCACCGCAUGCUGCUCGAGCUGUCGCAGACGGCGUCGCCCUACGGCGCGUCGUCCGCGGAGCGGGUGGUGGCCUACUUCGCCAAGGCUAUGUCGAGCCGGGUGGUGAACUCGUGGAUCGGGGUGUGCGCCCCGAUCCACGUGGACUUCAAGGCGGUACACGCGGCCUUCCACGUGUACAACAACGUGUCCCCGUUCGUGAAGUUCGCCCACUUCACCUCCAACCAGGCGAUCCUGGAAGCCUGCAGCCGCCACUCCAGGCUGCACAUAGUCGAUCUCGACAUCAUGCAGGGCCUGCAGUGGCCGGCCCUCUUCCACAUCCUGGCCACCCGGGCGGAGGGGGCCCCUUACGUCCGGAUGACCGGGUUGGGAAGCUCUAUGGAGCUGCUCCUCGAGACAGGGAAGCAGCUCUCCAGCUUCGCUCGGCGGCUGGGGAUGCAGUUCGAGUUCCACGCCGUCGAGAAGAAGUUCGGGGACGUGGCGGAUGUGUCAGCCCUGGGCAUCCGGCGCGGGGACACGCUGGCGGUGCACUGGCUGCAGCAUUCCCUGUACGACGCGACGGGGCCGGACUGGAAGACGAUGAGGCUGCUGCAGGGGCUGCGGCCGAGGGUGGUGACGCUGGUGGAGCAGGAGAUCGCACACGGGGGGUCGUUCCUGGACAGGUUCGUGGCGUCGCUGCACUACUACUCGACGAUGUUCGACUCGCUGGGGGCGUUCCUGGCGGGGGAGGACGCGGGGCGGCACAGGGUGGAGCAGUGGGUGCUGCACAGGGAGAUAAACAACGUGCUGGCGGUGGGGGGGCCGGCGAGGAGCGGGGAGGAUAAGUUCAGGAACUGGAGGAGCGAGCUGGCGGGGAGUGGGUUCGUGCAGAUGGGGAUGAGCGGGAAUGCCAUGGCGCAGGCGCAGUUGAUACUAAACAUGUUCCCGGCGGCGCGUGGGUACAGGCUUGUGCAGGGAGAUCAUGGAACCUUGAGCCUCGGAUGGAAGGAUACCAGCUUGUACACUGCCUCUGCUUGGACUUCACCCAAUCAUCACUUACAUCACAUGCAUGCACCAUCCUAAAUUAAUCUUAUAUAUACUAUCAUUUCUUACUCUUAUACAACGCAGCCACAAAUUAAAACUACCGAGUGUAUGUGUAUUUACAUUGGGGCUUCGAACUGGUUUAGAUCGAAUUCAUUCAUUCUAAUGUUUUGUUGCUCA
Salvia miltiorrhiza (redroot sage) is the source of this 1677-nucleotide messenger RNA. RefSeq names its product protein SCARECROW-like. The record is from RefSeq and is a predicted model, not a curated record. Bases 121 to 1539 code for a protein of 472 amino acids. Gene Ontology annotation, biological process: regulation of DNA-templated transcription. Gene Ontology annotation, cellular component: nucleus. The transcript has a single exon. NCBI's taxonomy places the organism in Eukaryota, Viridiplantae, Streptophyta, Magnoliopsida, Lamiales, Lamiaceae. Gene Ontology annotation, molecular function: DNA-binding transcription factor activity; sequence-specific DNA binding.